AUGAUGCAGCCCAGGCUAAAUGAUAAAGUCUCCACCCGAGGAACCAAAUGGACCGAUGCGGAAACCAAGCUUCUUGUCGAAAUCUGGAAACAAGGAGCAGCAACAGGUGCUGUACUCCGCGACCUAGUCAGAGAAGCGAACAAGAAUGGCUCAUUGAAGCAGGACUUCAGAGCAUGCGAACAGAAGAUCGUGAGGCUGAGGGAUGCUGGAUGGGACAUUCCUUUCAUCCGCAGAAACCGCAAGGUCCGGCAUAACAUGAAAGAGUUCAUCGCUGUUGUGGAAUCAGCGCACGAUUAUAGCAAUAUCAACCUGUCGCCGACUUCUUCGAGCUCUCCUACCCUCUUAGACGCCCAACAACUUGUAUGGGGUGGAGCGAACGAGAUUCUGUAUUACAGCGGAAAUCAGCUUCAAAACAUCUCAAACAGAUACGAGAAAGAGAAUUCAUCCGUCAUCCCUGAGAAGUCCUACGGCCUGCGACGAGAGGUGGACUCAUGCAGCAUUAGAAUGAACAUCGCUUUCCUCAUCUCAAACUCCACGGCUGAUGAGAAAUGGUUCUAAGACAUCUCAAUUCUUUCCUCACCUUCACGGUUCAGCACACAGUCUCCUCCCAGGCAAUCAAUCAAUUAUUCGUCAAGGCUCACAUUUGUAAAACAUACCACGCACAUCAUGUAAAACACUGAAAUCU
Messenger RNA from Guillardia theta CCMP2712, 685 nucleotides. RefSeq lists its product as hypothetical. The transcript is spliced from 6 exons. The record is from RefSeq and is a predicted model, not a curated record. The coding region runs from base 1 to 558 and encodes 185 amino acids. NCBI's taxonomy places the organism in Eukaryota, Cryptophyceae, Pyrenomonadales, Geminigeraceae.